Notothenia coriiceps (black rockcod) is the source of this 394-nucleotide messenger RNA. RefSeq names its product protein FAM133-like. The annotation marks the transcript as partial. The record is from RefSeq and is a predicted model, not a curated record. NCBI's taxonomy places the organism in Eukaryota, Metazoa, Chordata, Actinopteri, Perciformes, Nototheniidae. The transcript is spliced from 2 exons.
GGUUUUGCCCGUAAUUUUACAGAGAGAGCAAGACAGAAAAAACUUGUGAAGGAAAGACCAAAAGAAAAGGACAAAGAGAAGAAAGCCCAGCAGAAAAAAAGGAAAGUUAAUGAUUUGGAGCGUUCAGGACAGAAAAGUGGAGCCGCUGCCUCCGGCAACAAGCAGAAGAAUCAGGAAAGUCAGCUAAAAAAUAACCAACAGGAAGAUGGUGUGGAACAACAACAGCCAACCAGGAAUAAGACAGGAACUGAAAAGCCAAUGAAAGAAAAGACGGAGCCAAAGCAGCCAAUCAAAGACAAGAACAGCAUGGUCAUCAGGGGCGUGACCUUUUACAAGGCAGAGGAGGAGAUCUCCAAAGAGGAAGGGAAGGAUGAGAAAGGGAAAGGAAAAAAAA